GUAUACACACAGGACGGAUUUGGCGCGGCGGUGCUGGCACGGGUUGCGGCGGGCGAGGGCCGAGGCAGUGCUAGUGUGUGGUGGCAGUGUACCCCUCGCGAGUGUCGUUGGCGGUCGCUUAUGUUCUGAUACUCCUCGCCAUGUUUUCCUGGCUCAGUAAAGACGAGAGGAAAAAAUGCCACCUGCAAGCGUGCGAGACCGUGCUGGAGGGGCUGAAGACGGUCUACAAGAACAAGGUGCUGCCCCUGGAGAAGCACUACUGCUUCCAGGACUUCCACUCGCCGCCCCUGGACGACACCGACUUCGACGCCAAGCCCAUGAUCCUCCUGGUGGGGCAGUACUCGACGGGCAAGACCACCUUCAUCCGCUACAUCUUGGAGAAGGACUUCCCUGGCAUCCGCAUCGGGCCCGAGCCCACGACGGACAGCGUGGUGGUGGUGAUGCACUCGGAGCGUGAGGGCGUGAUCCCCGGCAACGCCCUGGUGGUAGACCCCAAGAAGCCGUUCCGCCCGCUCGGCAAGUACGGCAACACGUUCCUCAACAGGUUCCAGUGCUCGCAGCUCAACUCCAACGUGCUCAAGGGCCUCACGGUGGUGGACACGCCGGGCAUCCUGUCGGGGGAGAAGCAGAGGGUCGACAGGGGCUACGACUUCCACGCCGUGCUCGAGUGGUUCGCCGAGCGGGUCGACCGCAUCAUCCUGCUGUUCGAUGCCCACAAGCUCGACAUCUCCGACGAGUUCCGCUGCUUCCUGGAGCGCCUGCGGGGCCAGCACGACAAGAUCCGCAUCGUGCUCAACAAGGCGGACAUGAUCGACCACCAGCAGCUGAUGAGGGUGUACGGCGCCCUCAUGUGGUCCCUCGGCAAGAUCCUCAACACGCCGGAGGUCGAGCGCGUCUACGUCGGCUCCUUCUGGAACCAGCCGCUGCGAUACGACAUCAACCGAUCGGUCCCACAUCGCUUGUUCACCCUCACACUCGGUUCGCGUGGAGCAUCUUCCGUCUCCCACUCGGUUCUCGAAAUACCCAUCCUCAUUAACGGCUGUGAGGUCGCUUCUUCACCCUCAUAG
Penaeus chinensis is the source of this 1067-nucleotide messenger RNA. Its product is annotated as EH domain-containing protein 3-like. The record is from RefSeq and is a predicted model, not a curated record. The coding region runs from base 141 to 1067 and encodes 308 amino acids. Gene Ontology annotation, cellular component: perinuclear region of cytoplasm; cytoplasm; recycling endosome membrane. The transcript is spliced from 2 exons. Gene Ontology annotation, biological process: endocytic recycling; protein localization to plasma membrane; cilium assembly. Gene Ontology annotation, molecular function: cadherin binding; GTP binding. Lineage: Eukaryota; Metazoa; Arthropoda; Malacostraca; Decapoda; Penaeidae.